Molecule: messenger RNA, 3525 nt
Organism: Trypanosoma brucei brucei TREU927
Lineage: Eukaryota; Euglenozoa; Kinetoplastea; Trypanosomatida; Trypanosomatidae
Exons: 1
Coding region: 1-3525 (1174 amino acids)
Cellular component (GO): nucleus
Molecular function (GO): DNA binding
Source: RefSeq, a predicted model, not a curated record
AUGCCGUCGCCCAAACUCCUGUAUUCGGUGGGUUUACCUGAAUUUUAUGCUGAUGGCUUUGCGUUAGCCGUACCACCCCCGCCACCGGCAGACAUGCCUUCACCCUUCCUUGCACGUCGGCAGGAAGGGAGUAGUGAAGAACAAGGUAAAGAGGAAGAAAGCGUGGGAUUUACUCCGAGAAACUUCCUAGUGGCACCCCAUGUGUCACAGGCCACUCCUACCCCAAGCACCACAUUGACGUCCAGCGAUCCAUGCACAGUUUCCGCCCCUCAUGUGCACGUCUCGGAAACCUUGUCAGAUCACCUAGGGCCAUGCACCUCAUCCACGCAGAGUUUUCAGACUCCGAACAAUGCGACAGCAGGCACCUCUAGCACAACGCCGACCUACGAGCUGGCACAGCUGUUGUGUGAUGCCGUGAUGAAGUGUUACAGACGGGAGGAUGAGCUUCGGCAACAACUGCGAAGGGUGGAUGAGGAGAAAGAGGACGGUGGGUGGCGUGCAUAUAACAGUAAAUUGAACAGCAAGGAAGUGGCACCUCGUUCAGGGGCAUUUCCACGUAUGGUUGAUAGCAUCCACUCGCUGAAGUGCAGGCGCCGCCAGCAGGUGCAGUUGAACGAAAAUCACAUGCUAAACGUGACGCGGGUGAGGGAGACACCCCAACUGGUGAGGGAUGCAGUGCAAUAUGCUCAACAGCUUAUCGAAUGGCGCUCUAACAGCGACGACAACUCUAACAUCAGCGUUGAUCCAAUCUCGUCUAACACGGAGUUCCCAAACACAGAAAAAAGACAUCAGCACGGACGCGCGGAGCCGCCAACUCAGCCAAACCACCCAUGUGGUGAGGGUCGUGAUUCUAGUCAUAUGCUUUAUGCAAAGUAUCCACCUCCACUAUUCCAUACAACAUCAUUCGCCGACGGUGUUACACGGCUCCUGAGGUGGAUUCGAACAUGGCAGCGAUCAUCCUCGGCAGCUGAGGCCGCCGAACGGGCCCCCAAUGGGAGAAGAAACUUGAAGAGAAAGAGAAACACUACGACGGAAACGGAGUCCAAGAAAAGAGCAAUCUCUUCAACGGGGUUUCCAGCUUCCAACGAGGUGGAUCUGAAGGGGCGUAAGCAAGGGGCAAGAGGCGGAGUGGUAGGAGUAGGUAGCACGGCAAAUGCGAGCGUUGAAAGCAGAAGCUCCAGCAGCAGUUCGUCCAGCAGCAGUAGCAGCUCGAGCAGUAGUAGUUCUAGCAGCAGCAGCAGCAGCAGCAGCAGCAGCAGUUCGAGUAGUAGUAGCAGUAGUAGUUGCAGUGAUGCUUCUCAAGAAGCGCAGCAGCAACAAAAAGAGCAGCGGACAUCUCUCCAACGUUACUACGACACUUGGCUACAUGUAGCCGACACAUUGGCCAGUGGAUGCGUCAAUAGUACCCUUGAAAGUGGUUUAGCAAUGGAUCACAUGGCCCACCCGGGACUCCCUCCAGAGUUGUGCCGCAAGGCGGAUCGUGGACUCUUGAGUGACCAAAUUAUGUAUGACGAGCACGGAAACAGAAUGCGUAGUAUGCGUCUCGCUCGCAAGAUGGCGAAGGAGCGCGCAAAGCAAGAAAAGAGGCGUCGUGUGCUGGAGCGGCGUCGCGGUUAUUUUGCACGUGACGAGGAGGAAAAUAAUAUGACCGCGUUGAACGUGUUACUGUCUGACAACAUUCGGGUAGACGACAAGGGCAAUAUGUGGAAGCAUGACGUCGAAGACGACGUGACCAGUAUUGCUAUGAUAUAUGGGCCGUGUGGAGUGGGGAAAACGGCCAUUGUUUAUCUAGCAGCGGCCGUGCUCGGUUAUCGUGUGGUGGAAAUGAAUACUGCGGUGCGGCGAUGCCCGAAAAAUAUUGACCGACUUUUAUCGGAACUGACACGCAGUCACAGACUCAGUGGUUUGGCGAGUUGCAAGCCGUUGAUGUCAAUUGAGGAGGAAUUAAAAAAACUGAAGACGGAACAAGCGAACGAGGCCGAGUUAAGAAAAUCAGCUGCCAAAUCGACACCGGUGAAGAAUAAAAAGGGAAAUGCUAUUUCUGCUAAAGCGGUGGCAGCUUUUUUCAAGAAAAAUGUUCCGGAAAAUGUGGUGGAUGUCCACACAGAAGGGAUUGUGGAAAUUGCGGUAUCGACUGAGAAUGACAACCGUGCACGUGAAAAGGAAAAAGAGGCGGCAGCGAGUGCAGCCCAGCCGUCCACGACAACGCCAAACGCUACCUUGGAUGAAACGACGCGCACCAUAUUAUUGAUUGAAGAUGUAGACGUUAUUCUCGGUGACGAGAGCAUGCGGACUUUCUACACGGCGGUGAAGGAUUUGGCUCAGCGCAGUAAAGUUCCGAUCGUCCUCACAGCCUCUUCCCCCCCUUCCACCACCAUAGGGGGUUCAACCGGGCGCCCUACAAAAGUGGUUGCGGCGGGUAACGACCCUGUCCAAAUGAUUCCCAUGAGUGCAGUUCAAGCAGAGCAAUACUUUGGGAGGCGGACACCAUUCACGCGCAUCGGCCCAAUGUCACGUAGUGAACUGUUCGCACAGAUGGUUGUUGUUGCUGCUGCGGAGCGCGGAUUACUAUCGCUGCGCGAGGACACGGUGCCUUGCCCGCCCAAGAAAAAGUCACGAAGGCGACGGAGGGGGAAAAGAAAGGCAAACUCUACCGAAGGAGAGACAAAGCCUAAGAAGGAGAAGCUGAUCUCGUUCACAACGGUUGUUGUGAAUGACGUGGCGAUGUUUGAAAGCCUUGCUGAUGCACUACGAGAGGAGGUUUACGGAAAUGUCGAGGAUAUCGAACAGUGCCACACAUUGAAUGACCAGACGGAUGUUCGGAGGUGGCUUAAUCGUCUGCAGUAUCUGCUCUUGCGUGAGUUCUGGCCAAUGAACUGCUCCACAUUUACUGAUGACAUCACAUCUCUCCCACUAACAAUCAUCGAGGGGCCACCAACGUCUAAGAUACAUCCAGAUACAGACGACACUGAGGUUUCUAGGAGCGAAUGGGAUGCGCGGCUCGGCCGCAUGUUACGCGAAUCUCCCAACGCCGUCCGCUCUACAAUUGCAUCCUGCUGGGAAUGGAACCAUUUUCAAUAUAGUGAGGAGGCAGCCUCUGUAGCGAUACAUUCGACAACACCAGCGGUUACGCAGUUUUCCGCCCCGGGGCCAGGCGGUACCACAGGUGACGUUACAGAUGAUGGGGGCGCGGAUGUGCCCCCAUGUGAAGCUCGUGGAAGCAACAUUAUUCUCAGCUCGCAAUGUCCCUGUGGCGAAUGCGACGCCUCCUUCAUGCCCUCUGUUGAUAUGCGCGAUCUCUUCGGUUUUCGAACACUGCUAAAUGGUCUUCCUUCACCUGAGCACGCACGGAACUGCAUCACGACUAACGAUCGCAUGAAUGCCUUCGGCUCAUGGUGGCGCCGCACAAAGAAAAAGGAAGCAGCGAAGCUUUUCGUGGCAGGUUGCAGUGAGAAAUCGUACAUGGACGUUAUCGGGUUCAGCUGUCUGCUUCAGCAGUCUACUGUUGUUUUACAUAUAGAUUAG